ACAAACGUCCCCAUCCUCUGCAGGGCGCUCUCUCGUUUCCCUCCCUUUCUUCUCUCUCCCCCCAAAAUUUUUAGACCAGGAGGAGUAGAGAGAUCGAGAGCGACCCAAGCAGAGAGGAUAUCGAAACCCUAGCUUCUCGAAGCUUCGUCGACCUGGACUUCCUUCGAUUCGGCGCGAUCUCGAAUGGCUUCACCAGAGGAUGGACCUCGGCGAGAAAGCUUGCCCCCACCUCCUCCAGUCGUACCACCAAACGCGGUGCCCACAAAGGCUGAUCAACCUAAAAUUCCUGUCAUGCCGGAGCCCCCAAAACGACAUCCAAUGGUCAGGCCUGGCGUUGGAACCGAUGGACGGAGAUUAAAGUUGCUUUCCAAUCAUUUUGCCGUCAAGUUCAGUGCUCACGAAGCUGUGUUUUAUCACUACAGCGUUACUAUAAAGUCAGAUGAUAAGCGUGCUGUUGAGGGGAAAGGGAUAGGAAGGAAGGUUAUGGACAAGCUGUAUCAAACAUACAGUUCUGAGCUUGCGGGGAAGAAUUUCGCUUAUGAUGGUGAGAAGAGCUUAUUCACAGUUGGUGCCCUCCCUCAUAACAACUUCGAAUUCACUGUACUAUUGGAAGAAUCAUCUGCUAGGGUUGCCGGAGGAAGCCCAGCACACGGGAGCCCCAGUGAAGGUGACAGGAAGCGAUCAAAACGGUCCCACCAGGCAAAAACGUUUAAGGUUGAGAUAAGCUAUGCUGCAAGAAUCCCAAUGAAAUCUAUUGCAGAAGCAAUCCAAGGAAGGGAUGCUGAACAUACCCAAGAUGCUCUAAGAGUACUCGACAUCAUUUUAAGACAACAACAGGCAAAAAGGGGUUGCCUUCUUGUUAGACAAUCUUUCUUCAGUGGUGAACAUACUAACUAUACAAACUUGGGUGGUGGAGUAACUGGUUGCCGGGGUUUCCAUUCUAGUUUUUGCACCACUAAUGGUGGUCUCUCACUGAACAUGGAUGUUUCCACUACGAUGAUUAUGACUCCUGGCCCUGUUGUUAACUUUCUACGUGAGAACCAGAAUGUAAGGGAACCACAUCAAAUUGACUGGGCAAAGGCUAAGAGAAUGCUUAAAAAUAUGAGGAUCAGAACAACACAUAGCAAUAUGGAAUUUAAAAUCAUAGGGAUGAGUGAACUGCCAUGCAACCAGCAACUAUUCCCAAUGAAAGUGAGAAAUGGCAGGGAAGAAGGGCGGACAAUUAAUGUCACAGUAUUUGAUUACUUUAGUAGGGACAAGAAGAUAGAGCUGACAUGGUCAGCUUAUGCACCAUGUCUUGAUGUGGGCAAGCCAAAGAGGCCCAACUACCUUCCUGUCGAGCUCUGCAAUCUUGUGCCAUUGCAACGGUAUACAAAGGCAUUAUCUUCCCAACAAAGAGCUUCCUUAGUUGAGAAAUCACGACAGAAACCUCUUGAAAGAAUUAGAGUGGUGACUGAUGCAGUGAGAAACAAUCGAUAUGAUGAAGAAUCAAUGCUCUCUUCAUGUGGAAUAUCCAUUGACAAGCAACUAAUACGGUUGGAUGGCCGUGUUCUUACCGCACCCACGUUAAAAGUUGGCAAUGAAGAAGACUGUGUACCACGCAACGGAAGAUGGAACUUCAACAACAAGACUCUCUGUGAGCCCACCAACAUUGAGCGCUGGGCUAUUGUGAACUUUUCUGCACGUUGUGAUAUGAGUCAUCUGUCUCGAGAGCUUAUAAACUGCGGAAUGAGAAAAGGAAUUAACAUCAACCGUCCACACGCCUUAAUUGAUGAGGACCGCCGAUGUAUGAGGUUACAACCAUUUGUAAGAGUUGAAAAGGUGUUUGAAAAGGUGAUGGCGAGCCUCCCUGGUCCCCCACAGUUUCUUCUAUGUGUUCUUUCCGAGAAAAAAAAUUCUGAUGUCUAUGGACCCUGGAAGAGGAAAAAUCUUGCUGAUAUGGGAAUUGUUACCCAGUGUAUAGCUCCAACUAAGAUCAAUGACCAAUAUUUGACAAAUGUACUUCUGAAGAUCAAUUCCAAGCUUGGCGGUAUUAACUCUGUAUUGGCUGUUGAGCGCUCUCUACGCAUACCAUUAGUCACUGAGAUUCCUACUUUAAUUUUGGGAAUGGAUGUGUCACAUGGCUCUCCUGGCCGAGCCGACAUCCCUUCAAUUGCAGCGGUGGUUGGGUCAAGGCAAUGGCCAUUGAUUUCAAGAUACAGAGCUUCUGUAAGAUCACAGUCACCAAAAUUGGAAAUGAUUGACUGUCUGUAUAAACCCCACUCAAAUGGAGAUGAUGGUAUUAUCAGGGAACUCUUGAUGGAUUUCUAUGAAACGAGUCAUGGAAGGAAACCUGCACACGUAAUCAUUUUCAGGGAUGGUGUGAGCGAGUCACAGUUUAAUCAAGUUUUAAAUAUAGAGUUGAACCAGAUUUGUAAGGCAUUUUAUCAUUUAGGUGAAAAAACGCUUCCAAAAUUUACGUUAAUUGUGGCACAGAAGAACCACCAUACGAAAUUAUUUCAGGAUGGUGCCCCUGAAAAUGUUCCUGCAGGUACUGUUGUGGAUACAAAGGUUGUCCACCCCAGACACUAUGACUUCUACAUGUGUGCCCAAGCUGGAAUGAUCGGAACCUCGAGGCCCACACAUUACCACGUACUGAUUGAUGAGAUUGGUUUCUCACCUGAUGAUCUUCAGAAACUUGUUCAUUCACUUUCCUACGUCUACCAGAGGAGCACAACUGCUAUUUCCACUGUCGCUCCCAUCUGCUACGCACAUCUUGCAGCAGCGCAGGUGUCCCAGUUCAUCAAAUUCGAGGAAAUCUCAGAGACCUCUUCUGGACACGCAGGCGUCACUGCUUCUGGGGUUCCCCCUGUUCCCGAGCUCCCUCGGCUCCACAAGAAUGUGAUAUUGGUACUUUUGCAAAGAGUUAGGUGCAGGUUUGCAGAUGGGGUGUAUGGAAUUUGGUGGGUAGCAUCAGAUACAUUUUGUUGUUUAAGCACAAGUCAAUGUCGCAAAAUCUCGUGGACGACCGUUAAAAUCGGCAUAUAGUAAUUUUACUCCCUAGUGAUAUAAUUUCAGAAGAUAUCAUUUUAUCUCGAA
Asparagus officinalis (garden asparagus) is the source of this 3078-nucleotide messenger RNA. RefSeq names its product protein argonaute 16-like. Gene Ontology annotation, cellular component: cytoplasm. The transcript is spliced from 24 exons. The record is from RefSeq and is a predicted model, not a curated record. Gene Ontology annotation, molecular function: protein binding; RNA binding. Lineage: Eukaryota; Viridiplantae; Streptophyta; Magnoliopsida; Asparagales; Asparagaceae. Gene Ontology annotation, biological process: regulatory ncRNA-mediated post-transcriptional gene silencing. The coding region runs from base 184 to 3027 and encodes 947 amino acids.